CGAACUUGUUUACUUUAAGUAGUGAACCGGUGCGACGCUUGAGUGGAGCAGGCCGUAAAUUUCAAAAUUGUAUAGAAAAGAGCUUCUGAUUUUUAAACUUAUAAAAGAGAUUAUUUUAAUUAGACAUGUCAGCUGUAUUUCGUUGUCCUCCAGAAAUGCUGCUUAGAGCAGCUCUGCGAAGAGUUUCUAUGUCAAGAUGUAAACCGUUAUACGUGUCAAGCAGACCGAAGACUCACCAAGCGGCUGUGUGUAAGGAGCUGGGGAAGCCCCUUCAAAUCACUCAUGUACCAUCUGUCGUAAAUUUAGGUGAAGGGCAGGUAAGGAUAGCAGUUCACUCAUGUGGAAUCAACUUUUCAGAUGUACUUCUAGCAGCUGGGUUAUACCAGGAGAAACCCCCGCUGCCUUUCAUACCUGGAUCUGAGGUAUCUGGUGAGGUGCUUGAGGUUGGCAAUGGAGUCAGCAAGUUUUCAAAGGGAGAUCGUGUUUUAGGAUUACUGAAUCUGCAAGGUUUUUCACAAGAGUGUGUAGCUGAUCAAAUGAGUUUAUGGAAAAUGCCAGACAGCAUGAGCUUUGAAAUGGCAGCAGCACUACCUAUCAGUUACGGAACAGCUUGGCUUGCUCUAACUCGAAGAUCCAACACAAAACCAGGAGAAACAGUCUUAGUAACUGCCGCAGCUGGAGCUGUUGGCCUGGCAACGAUUGACCUAGCAACAAAUGUCAUAGGAGCAAAGGCUGUUGGUGCAGCUGGAGGCCCAGAAAAAUGUUCCUUAGUAACAAAAAGAGGAGCUUUGUGUAGUGUAGAUUACAAAAUAGAAAAUAUCAGGGAAAAAGUGAAAGAGGCUACAGGGGGGAAAGGAGUGGAUGUAGUCUUCGAAAGCGUUGGUGGCGAUGUAUUUAAAGAAUCUCUAAGAUGUCUAUCCUGGGGAGGCAGACUCGUUGUGAUAGGUUUCGCUGGGGGCGAUAUUCCAAAGGUGCCAGCCAACAUCCUCCUAGUAAAGAACAUCUCAGCUGUUGGCCUGUACUGGGGUAGUUAUCGUCUAAAGGAUUUCCAGACAUGGAAGUCUUCCAUUGAGGAUGUUAUGAGGUUCUUUGAGGCGGGAAAGAUCGAACCACAUGUCUGCAAGACUUUCCGGCUUGAAGAGGUUAAUGAAGCAUUUAGGUACAUACAACAGAGAAAGUCCACUGGCAAAGUUGUACUGAACAUGCAGUAACAUGCUAAGCUGUUCUUUAAAGGGCAAGGUUGUCUGACUCAAAAUUUUGUGGCCUUGAGUCACCAAAUUCUGUGGCUCAUUAAAGGUGAUUUCAAAAUUGAUGAACCAGUUUGUGAUCUAAAUUCCAAGUAAUUUCUUUUUGAAAUUAGAAAUUGGAUUAUUAUGAUUCUCAAAUUAUUAUUAUUAUUGUCAUUAUAAUGUAGGCUAUGAUGAGUUUAAUACUAAACAUUUAUUAAAUCAAUUUUUAUUAUUAUAAUUCAGAUACUUUUAUUAUUUCUAUUAAUUUGAUAAUUUUAUUAUUAUUAUUAUUAUUAUUUAGCGCCUUGAGCACUUUAGUGGAGAUGUACGCUUAAUAAAUCUUAUUAUUAUUAUUAUUAUUUGGAAGAGAGCCCAGUACAUCUCUUUCUGAGUAAUAAUACAAAUUACAAUUCCCAAAAGUGAUCCAAGUAUAUUUUUUGAAUGAAUAGGGAAUUUCUCUGGGUCACAUCAGCUCCUCAUAACAUAAAUACAAUAAAUGCAGAUUUGGGAGAUACAACCAUAGGCAUAUUACCCAUGGAUGUAAAUGUAAAUGUCAAUAAUAUGGUUCUGAUUAUUAGGUCCCUGGAAACCCUGGUGGCAGCAGUGCAAGGCCCACCAUGGUUAGUAAACAGGGGCCUUCUGGAGUGUCAACCAAACUUACCAGGAAUGUGUUUGUGUCCAACAAGCACGUGUUGUCCCACAAACAUGUGUUUACAUAUAUUUACGCUACUGUUUUGUUGGAAAUUAGCAACAAUAUUCAAGGUGCGGGGCAGAAGCAGAAAUGUCCAUUCUCUGUUCUAAUACAGUAAUAAUACAUGUUUUUAAUAGUGUGCUGGGUUCCUGUUCAUGCACAUGUAAUGUCAGUGUUAUCACACAGCAUAAUUUCCCAUCUGGAGGACAUAGUGUGUACCCAGGUACAUAAGCAAGAGCAGACUUUGCUGGUUUCAACUUGGUCCCUCCUGCACCGUGUUCAAAUUCCUUAAUGAUCGGGGAAGGACUUGUCACAAUGGUUCUCAUCAUUAUUUUUAACACAAAGUUCAGCUUCCGAGUCAGUAAUUUGAGCACUCCCAUACCCAGUGGUGGCACCAGAGGGUGAAAGGGGACAUUUACCCUCCGUCGGACAGACCUGGCCCCCUGUUGUAUGGCGCACAGCUAAGUCGAUGGAUCAGAAAUUUAGGUUAUAAUAAUUUGCCUGCAAAUCCCUAAUAUUGUGGUUUGGAUCAUACUAAGCCAUAAAAAUUCUCCCAGUGAACCCUAAAAGGGAGUUUUUAUUCCGGGCCAUUUUAUUCCGGUGCCACCUCUGCCCAUACCCAUAUCUGAGUCUGUAUAAUAUAAAAUAGGAAAUAUACAUACUGGUGCUAUUGUCUUUUAAUUUCUUAUGACAAUUUUAAUUGAUAAAUUUAUUUGUCUGCUAAUUGGUUGACUUGUAUUUAUGAAUGAAAAACUAUAACUGUACUGCACAAACAGUUGGGAUCUAUCUACCUUUGCUAGUAGUGUGCUUCAGAUUUAAUCACCUCAGUUGCAGGGACUAAACAGACAUAAUUUGGAUCAUAUGAUCCAUCAGCAUGUUAAGCCCACACACUUCAAUUCAUUAUAAGUACUGUAUUCAGAAGUGCAAUAAACAACAUUACGCGAACACCUGGUUUUGAUUAGCGCUGCCGCAUCUAAAUCCAAGCUUUUACAUGCAAAAUGCAAAUUGAAUUCUGCGUUAACACCCGAAUCGAAAAUGUCAUCCAUUACCCCAAGGUAUUUUUAAAUACCGCUAGAAUACUACGUGUCUCCGUAGGUAUUAAUAUCAUAAUUGCCAGCUACAGAAUACAAGUAUCCUGUCUACAGUUUAAUGAAUGUCUUAAUCUUGCUAGAGGGGAGUUACAUGAUGUUUCAUAAUGUUUGUCUAGUUCUUUUUAUUAUGUCAUACAUUAAGAUUUACUGUUUGUGAUGACAUUUUCAAAAUCUUUUGUAAUGACCCUUAAAUUGGUUGGUAAUCAGUUGAAGUAUAUUGAUAGUAAAACAUCUGUAAAUAAUUGAAAAUCAAUUUAUGUUGAUCUUAUUUAUUUUGAAGUGACCAAUUAUUUUUUUAAUCUUUUUUUUUUCAUAUUUUACUGGAAGGUAUAUUUUUAAACAAAUCAAGACGUUGAGAGCGGGCUGGGACAGGGGAAUCCCCUUAGACUGGCCUGGACCCCCCAUCGUCCAACGUACACCUAGGUCAUUGGAUUAAAAAAAUAAUAAUUUGCCUAUCCAAAUAACAUUAUUUUGACUCCUAAUCCCAAAUACUGUAUUGUGGUCUAAAAGCAAAUUUUGGACCUUACUGAACAAAAAACUGGUGUGAACCGUACAAGGGAGUCAUUAUUGAGGGCCGUCGACCGAGGCUUCCUCAGACCCCUGCGUCAGGCUUUCUCAGACCCUUUCUGGCGCCUCCACCGGUUGAGGGUGGAGUUGUACGUUGUUGCUUUAGGGUGCUUUGUUUCUAAUCCCUGAAACUGAUGUCAAAAAGACCUCCCUUUUCUGAAUUGCAAAUUUAAAGGACAGUAUUGGUUUUAAAUAAAUUUAUAUCUGUGCCAGUGUUUUUGCACCACAAAUUUAUAUAUAUUUAUGAAUUUACAGUAUUUCUUUUGAGAAUAGUACAAAUGUAAUGCUAGAGAAUCGUAUCAAUGUGUCAAUUACUGUAUAAACUGUGUGUCACACACAACAAUCAGUGUUUUAAGGAAUGUUUUUAGCAUAAAUAGCUAAAUUAUGGUAAGAGAAAAUAUUUGUCUACAAAAUAUGAAUGUAAUUUGAUAAUUAAUGCAAGAAAAUUAUUGAUAUGUUUAGGCACAAAUACUAAGUGAAAGCAUGCUAUAUUUUUAUUAUCUGAUGCAAAUAAUUAUUUCUACUGAAUAAACUUCUGAUCAUGGAUGAAUUUUAAA
Molecule: messenger RNA, 4135 nt
Organism: Anneissia japonica
Lineage: Eukaryota; Metazoa; Echinodermata; Crinoidea; Comatulida; Comatulidae
Product: quinone oxidoreductase-like protein 2 homolog
Exons: 10
Coding region: 126-1211 (361 amino acids)
Cellular component (GO): mitochondrion
Molecular function (GO): oxidoreductase activity
Source: RefSeq, a predicted model, not a curated record